GUGGCUUCCGGCCCCAGGUCUGUAGGCGGCGGUGGCCUCGGUUCCUCUCGGGCAGGGUCUGUGUGCGCUUGACCUUGCAGGAGAUGGUGACCUUCAGGGACGUGGCCGUGGUCUUCUCCGAGGAGGAGCUGGGGCUGCUGGUCCCCGCACAGAGGAAGCUGUACCGCGAAGUGAUGCUGGAGACCUUCCGGAACCUGCUCUCCGUGGCACACCAGCCCUUCAAACCCGACCUGAUAGCCUGGCUGGAGAGAGAAGGAAAGGUCCCGGUGGUGGAGAGAGCAGCCUGGAGCCCUGGGAGCCCAGGAGGCAAGAAUCAACACGGGUCGGAAUGUAUUCAAGAAACGGGACUCGGCCACCUUCCCUCGUUCAGGGAGCCUUGUGCCUGGCGGACCUGGCAGCCAGCUGCAGGCGCGUUAGCCACGGGCCCAGAUUCCACACAGACUUCUCCAGGGAAGACUUUGCAGCUCCAGGAUGCAGGAGAUGCCCCUGUCUGCGGGGUUUGCCCAGAAAUACCAGCAGUGCAGAUUUCUGAAGAUGGCAGCUACCUAUGGACUCACACUGGGCACGGCUCCCACGAUGCAGAAAACCCAGCGUCUUCCUGUUGGCCGUCCCAGCCUCCUUGGAGGAGAACAUGUCUGGCAGGGUCACGGAACCAUCGGUGUCAAUGUCCACGAGUUUCCAUGGAAACUCGCUCUGCAGAGGGUGACAGUGGCACCCGUUGGAUCUCCCAUCCGGAGCAUAAUGUGCCAGGGCGAAGCCACUCUUACCAUGACUGUGGAGAAGAUCCCAUGAAGGCAUCAUUACUGCCCCAGCCCCCAAGGCAAACGGGACAGAAGCUGGGUCUGUGCCCUGAGCGUCUGCAAGGCGACCAGGACAACAACAGGUCUGGCGUCCGUCCGAGGUUUCACUUGGAGGGGAGGCCUGGCACAUGCCAGUGGUGUGGCGAUGACUGUGCCUGUGGCUCAGUGCGUGCGCAUCCAAGCCUCGCGAGAGGAGGCACAGAUGUCAGGGAGAGCUCACCGCUGGCAGCUCCACGGAGCGUGCCUGCCCAGGACCAGCUGUGCGCAUGUGGCGAGCGCAGGGACAGCUCCCAUCAGCUGGCCUCUGCUAGCGCUCAGGAGCGCCUCUGCGCAGGAGAGGCGGCCUGUCGGUGCCGCAGCUCCGGGAGAGCCUGCCCUCCUCACUUAGACCACGGUGGCAUCUUCAGGGUCCACGCUGUGGUGGAACCCCGUGGGGCUGAGAUCGGGGAUGUCCAUGAACAGAACACCUGUUUCCACGCCCCUCAGAGAAGUCACCGAGUGGGGAAGGAGUGCAUGGCUGUGGAGUGUGGAGAGGGGCACGCGUGCAGUUCAAACACGAACACUCAACGUGGAGAUGGCUCAGUGGAGAAGCCCUCCUAUGACCCUGAGGAGCGCAGUGAUGUUCUCAGGCUCACCUCCCGCGUUCUAGACCUCCCCACAGUCGACCUCAGGGACCAGCCAUGCAGGUAUUACAUGUACAGUAAGCACUUGGGUCAGAACUUGUAUUCUCAAGGCCAUGAGAAAAUUCACCUUGGAGAGAAACCUUGCAAGGAGUGUGGUAAAACUCUCAGCUGGGGUUCAAGCCCCGAGGCUCACCAGGAAGCCCACCCCGGGCCGAAGCCGCACACAUGCAGCGCCUGCGACAAGGGCUUCAGCCACAAGUCUGUCCUCCACGUCCACCAGCAAGGGCACACGGGCGAGAAGCCCUUCAAGUGCGCCGAGUGCGAGAAGUCGUUCCGCCGGAGCGCCUACCUCCAGGCGCACCAGCGGGUGCACACGGGGGAGAAGCCGUUCAAGUGCGCUGAGUGCGGCAAGGGCUUCAGUCGCAACGCCUACCUGCAGGGCCACCAGCGAAUCCACACGGGCGAGAAGCCCUUCAAGUGCGAGGCGUGCGGCAAGGGCUUCAGCCGGAGCUCCCACCUGCAGGGCCACCAGCGGGUGCACACGGGCGAGAAGCCCUACAAGUGCGCCGAGUGCGGCAAGCGCUUCAGCUGGAGCUUCAACCUGCAGAUCCAUCAGAGGAUCCACACCGGUGAGAAGCCCUACAAGUGCGCCGAGUGCGGCAAGGGCUUCAGCAAGGCGGCCACGCUCCUGGCCCACCAGAGGGUCCACACUGGUGAGAAGCCGUACCGCUGCGAGGAAUGCGGGAAGCGCUUCAGCCAGCGGGCCUACUUGCAGAGCCACCGGAGCGUCCACUCUGGAGAAAGGCCACAUGUGUGCGAACUCUGCGGGAAGGGCUUCAGCCAGCGGGCGUACCUGCAAGGUCACCAGCGGGUCCACACCAGAGUGAAGCCGUACCAGUGCGCCGUGUGCGGCAAGGGCUUCAGCCAGAGCUCGCGGCUGGAAGCACAUCGGCGAGCGCACGCCGGCGGGAAGCCCUAUAGGUGUGCCGUGUGCACCAAGGGCUUCAGCGAGAGCGCGCGCUUGCAGGCGCACCAGCGGGUGCACGCGGCAGGGCGCCCCUACAAGUGUGAGCAGUGCGGGAAGGGCUUCAGCGGCUACUCGAGCCUACAGGCCCACCACAGAGUGCACACAGGCGAGAGACCCUACACAUGUGAGGUGUGCGGGAAGGGCUUCAGCCAGAGAUCUAACCUGCAGGCCCACCAGCGGGUGCACACGGGCGAGACGCCCUACCAGUGUGACGCCUGCGGGAAGGGUUUCCGCUGGAGCUCGGGACUACUGAUCCACCAGAGGGCGCACGGUGGGGAGAAGGGAUGCGCCCCGGGGCAGUGCGCGCAGGCCUUGGCUGCACCCCAAGUCUGCGCGCAAGUCAAGGCCUGUGAAACACAAGCCCCAGAGCGGGAGCUGAUACUCAGUCAGCUCUAACAGUUAAAAUAAAAAGUUUCGGGGGAACAUUUUAGGGGAUUGGAAAAGCACCGCUUCUCUCCAACCUCAGCACUCAGGAGCCCACCCGGCAGAGACCUCCGAUGCAAAGGAGCUGUGUCAGAACUUGGUCACCGCGCACGGAGCUGGAGCUCUGGAUGUGCGAGUGUGGCCAGGAACUGAACAAAGUACAGUCAACAGGCCGAGGUUCCUGUCCAGUGAAAUAAAAGUCCACCGAGGAAGGGAUUUUGUUCCUUGCUAGGGCUACAAAACUCAGUGAAGAUUUUGCUAAAGGAGUAAAAGAAUGUAAAAUAUGUAUCAUGUUGGAAGAUUUUAUUAGACUCACUUAAAAAUUAUUUUAAAAGUAUUUGGAGGAGAACUGUGAGUUCUUGAUAUAACUUC
Molecule: messenger RNA, 3245 nt
Organism: Ochotona princeps (American pika)
Lineage: Eukaryota; Metazoa; Chordata; Mammalia; Lagomorpha; Ochotonidae
Gene: ZNF112
Product: zinc finger protein 112
Exons: 4
Coding region: 84-2846 (920 amino acids)
Biological process (GO): regulation of DNA-templated transcription
Molecular function (GO): DNA-binding transcription factor activity, RNA polymerase II-specific; RNA polymerase II cis-regulatory region sequence-specific DNA binding
Source: RefSeq, a predicted model, not a curated record